UCGCGUUUAGUGCGUCGCGUUUGCUUCACGAGACAACAACGGAGCUGAAUUAGUGGCAAAAAGGCAACGAUUGUUGCACGACUUUCGGUUUCUAUUGGCCAACAACAACAACAAGUUUGCACGCUUGCGUGACGCUGGUGUUUAAACUCUAAAGUGGAAGGGAAGUGCUCCACCGAGACAACUGCAACAACAAACGCACAACGAUAGCAAUACAUAGGUAAAAAGUUUGACAACAAAAAAAAACAGAAACAAAAAUAAAUGUCAGGCUUAAGGAAAUCCACCGCGGCGCUGAUAAGGCGCACCACCUACUCAGCGACGAGGGCGCUGCGGCCCAAUGCACGGGUUGGCGGUGUUGUGGGUGGUGCGGGCAGCGAUGCUGCGGCUGGGGCUGCAUUGCCACACGAUGGCGUUGGCGUGGCAACGGAAAUUGAAAAAUCAAUUGCGUCUGGAGCAUUGCAGCGACAGCUGGAACAACAACAGCAGCAGCAACAACAACAGCAGCAGCAGCAGCAGCAAGAGCAGCAAAAGCAGCGCAUAAAUUCAACAUUGGCCAUCAGUGGCAUAACAACAAAACUGGCACCGACAGCAACAACAACAACAACAGAAGUAGCAACAACAACGACAACAACAACAAAAACUGCAGCAUCGAAUGCGGUGCGUCCGUAUGAGGAGGUGCCCGGUCCGUAUCCAUUGCCAUUGAUUGGCAAUUCCUGGCGCUUUGCGCCGCUAAUUGGCACGUACAAAAUUAGCGACCUGGACAAGGUAAUGCACGAGCUGCAUGUCAACUAUGGCAAAAUGGCCAAAGUGGGCGGACUCAUUGGACAUCCGGAUUUGCUGUUUGUAUUCGAUGGCGACGAAAUACGCAAUAUAUUCAAAAAGGAGGAAGCCAUGCCGCACAGACCCUCGAUGCCAUCGCUGCGGCAUUACAAGGGUGAAUUGCGACGCGACUUCUUUGGCGAUGUGGCCGGUCUAAUUGGCGUGCACGGCCCGAAGUGGGAGGCGUUUCGCCAGGAGGUGCAACACAUACUGCUGCAGCCGCAAACAGCCAAGAAGUAUAUACCCCCCCUCAAUGAGAUUGCCAGCGAGUUUAUGGUGCGCAUAGAUGAGAUGCGCAACGAGCGACAGGAGCUGCCCGAUAACUUUCUGCACGAACUGUACAAAUGGGCACUAGAAUCUGUGGGCCGCGUCUCGUUGGACACUCGAUUGGGCUGCUUGACGCCGGAGGGCAGCGCGGAGGCGCAACAAAUUAUCGAGGCAAUCAAUACGUUCUUCUGGGCGGUGCCAGAACUGGAGCUGCGCAUGCCACUGUGGCGCCUCUAUCCCACAAAAGCCUAUCGCAGUUUUGUACGCGCAUUGGAUCAGUUCUCCGCCAUUUGCAUGAAGAACAUCGGCCACACCAUGGACAAGGCGGACGCAGACCAGGCACAGGCCAUACCCAAAAGCGAGGCGGACAUUUCCAUUGUGGAGCGCAUUGUGCGCAAAACUGGCAAUCGCAAAUUGGCUGCGGUUCUCGCAUUGGAUCUGUUUCUUGUCGGCGUCGAUACGACAUCGGUGGCGGCCUCGUCGACCAUUUAUCAGUUGGCCAAGAAUCCGGAUAAACAGCAGCGUUUGUUCGAGGAGCUGAAACGUGUGUUUCCCACGCAAGAUGCGCAAAUCAAUCAGCAUGUUCUCGAACAGAUGCCGUACAUGCGUGCGUGCGUCAAGGAAACGCUGCGCAUGCGACCGGUUGUCAUUGCGAAUGGACGCAACUUGCAGGCCGAUGCAGUUAUUAAUGGCUACCAUGUGCCAAAAGGCACGCACGUCAUCUUCCCACACUUGGUUGUCUCGAAUGAUCCAACAUAUUUUCCAGAGCCCAAACGAUUUCUGCCCGAACGUUGGCUCAAACAGGGCACAGCUGAGGGCUGCCCACAUGCUGGCCAAAAGAUACAUCCCUUUGUGAGCCUGCCAUUUGGCUACGGGCGUCGCAUGUGCGUGGGUCGCCGAUUUGCCGAAAUCGAGUUGCAUACGCUGCUGGCCAAGAUCUUUCGCAAAUAUCAAGUGUCCUAUGAAUCCGAUGAGUUCAUUUAUCGUGUUAACUCCACGUAUAUACCAGAAUCACCGUUGAAUUUCAAACUGAUGCCACGGAAUGAGUAGCAUUGGAGGCAUGUAGGCUUUGACGUUGCCACAGGAGGCUGUGGCAUACACAGAGGACGGCUCAGUGAUAUUUUUAGCAGUUCGCAGCAAACGUUUGUAUUUUUUUUUUGUUGCUGUUUGCUGCUUGCUGUUGGAUUUCCAGUUGCCGUCACGCGAUUUUUCUUUUUCUUAAUUAAGCAAAUGGACUUGAGAUACAAACGUAUCUGUGAGCUUGGACAGCAGAUAAGCGCACAUUGUGCAUGUAUUUAUCUUGUAUACAACACAUUUUUAGUCAUUAAUUUAGUUUAGUUUUUACUGUACUGUGCAACCAAAAGUCGUAGCUAAUAAAGAGCCAAGAA
This is a messenger RNA of Drosophila grimshawi, 2471 nucleotides long. It is a transcript of the gene Cyp49a1, whose product is annotated as probable cytochrome P450 49a1. The record is from RefSeq and is a predicted model, not a curated record. Bases 259 to 2133 code for a protein of 624 amino acids. Gene Ontology annotation, molecular function: oxidoreductase activity, acting on paired donors, with incorporation or reduction of molecular oxygen; monooxygenase activity; heme binding. NCBI's taxonomy places the organism in Eukaryota, Metazoa, Arthropoda, Insecta, Diptera, Drosophilidae. The transcript is spliced from 14 exons.